AAGCGUGCCCGGCGUGGUACCCCUGCCAGCCCCCCUCGGAUCGUCGUCGAGGAAUCAAGAGCGCGUCAGUUAGUCCGCGGUCGCUCGCUGUUCAGUCGGUUCCAACGCCAGGCUAUCCGUCAUUUGCGUUUCUCGAACGAGUCUGGUGCAACCAUUUCGGGAUCUCUGGAUCGAUCGCUGCUUUUUGGAGUGAUUCACGCGGCCCCGAUAUUGCCGGGGAGGGUUUGCAGGAGUGACUGGUUCCGGAGUCUGCAUCGAGUCGAACACCUGGAGCAAGUUUGGAAGAAGUCAUGCUACCACCAGCACCGAGAAGACCGACCGUCUGACAAUCAUCAAAGGAUCGAGCUAGCCAGCGAGGCGGAUGCGUUUAGCGCUGGUAAAUCCUGACGGGUGCUCCGUGACCUGGAGAACACGUGAGCGCCGCGAGGAUGUAAUUGGAAGUCGCCGGUAAUCAACAGAAACCCAGAGCCAACCGAAGAGAAGAUGAGAUCGAGAGUGAAUCUAGUCGCCAUUCUGCUGACCCUGAGCUGCGUUGCUCGCGUGCUGGAGUCUGCUAGGUCGGACGAUAAGGGCCACAAGGGGUACUCCGUGGGGAAGAAGGUCUUCAAGGAAGCGCACAGCAAGAUCGCGCCGCAGAGUGCGAUCUUCCUGCGGGGAGAGGACAAAACGAAGCUCGUCAAGACCCAGACGAGGCACAAUGUUCUUCCGCUCUCCAAGGACUACCUGGGCGGUCCAGACCGUCCCCGUCGAAGGAAACGAAAAAUGGACCGCACGAUGAUGGCGCUGCUAAUGGCGUACAAGAUGAAGUUCUUCGCCCUGAUUCCGACCAUGCUCGGAGGGCUGAUCCUCCUCAAGGCCACCGCCCUUCUCGCUGGAUUCUUCUUCGCCCUGUUCGCCGCCGUCCUCGGCCUGAAGGUGCGCUGACGGAGCCUCGACGAACAACGGAUCCAAAGUGAGGCUGACAAACCACUUUAUUUCGUAAACGGUUCGCGCAACGAGUAACGUUCGCUUGGACGCAACGACAACUGAGAUACGCGUCGAGUGACAUUAAAAAAUCAAUUUUGCGCAAGAAUGUAACAUGGAAAUGUAGCGAUACAACGAACGACAAAACCACGAAGAAUCAUUAAAUCGUUCUGUUCCCGUCUGUUCGAUUCCUCUUUCAUCCGAUCGGUCUUCGUCCGAAAUGAGCGACGCGUAGGGUAAAUCCGUGACAAUAAAUACAUGGCGUUCGACGAUAAAUAUCUUGCGUUUCGAGCUUACGUGUCUAGGUUAAUAAAUAUUGGAGUGAACGAUGAUCGAGAGACGGCCGCAAAAAAUAUUGAACUCCGAUCUUCUCUAGCGACUACCUCUAGAUCCGGUAGGUACACCUAGUCGAUCCCCUUUUGCAUGCCGUUGUCGAUCUCGAGCGCAGAAAACGCUUCUUCGGGGUCCCGUUAGAAACUCGCGUGCCUGAACGUCGUUGUGACGCUAUUAUCGCGUCGAAUCGCCGCUUCCCAGUUGACGAGGAAUGAAAAUGAGUGACAGCUCGGGUGUCUGUCGCGUUGCUCGCGUGGCGCAGCCAUCCUAUUAGCGGCGUUUACGCGUCCAAUUAUGGUUGUUCCCGUUUGACGCAUUCCCGGACGUCUCUUUCGUUCAUUGGGAAAGCAACAUCAAUCCUUGUUUAUCUGUUCUUGAUCUACAUUCAAGAUCUCUUAACAUAAACAGAAACUGGACUCCGAGCGAUCCUCUUUCAUAAUUCACCUAGUUGAUUUCGUAACGAUCGAGUUGUAAUAGGAAACGUACUAUGAACAUUUGAGGUUGAACUUAACCUG
Messenger RNA from Hylaeus volcanicus, 1811 nucleotides. RefSeq lists its product as uncharacterized. The coding region runs from base 484 to 924 and encodes 146 amino acids. The record is from RefSeq and is a predicted model, not a curated record. The transcript has 3 exons. Lineage: Eukaryota; Metazoa; Arthropoda; Insecta; Hymenoptera; Colletidae.